AUGAGUGAGAUGGUUCUUUCGAGCGAGGAAAUGGCGGUUUUACCUACGCCCGUAUCGCUUGAUGCCUCCGCUCAGCUCUGGGGCAGCGGACUCGAGUUCUCAAAGCAGAAUUUUCAAUCAUACUUCCAAUAUUACAUCGAGCAGUGCCGAGUCGCCUCCCAUUCGCAUGGCAGUCAUUUUGUGAUCAAAACACACCAAAACAUCGUCGACAUCGCGACUCGUAUCCGCGACGGGCUCCCACGCUCUGAAGUCAAGGAUUUCGUCCUACAAUCCCGGGGGACAAAUGACUCGAUAUCUGACGAUGAAGUAAAUUCUGCGAUCGAUUUGACCGUUCGUCUGCUUUAUAUGCUUGAUGUUGGCAAGUUCCAAAAUGCAUAUUCGGGUCGGAACAAGUUGAUGUGGAUCUCAGGAUCUGCACAAGACUUUCUGCACCAGAUAUUCACGGACGCCAUAUCCCGCGACGAUGACGGGAUUCGACUGGAUAAGACGUUCAAUGUGUGCAGCAUCACGCGAGUUGGAGGGUUCAAGGUCGAACUGACGUCCAAUCUGUCGGACCAUCUCCGGCUCCGGGAUGCUGACAAAACAAUCACCUUGUUUCAUUACGCAUCGUUCCUGAAAGCCAAUAAAGAGACAUCGGGUUUUCCAUUCGGUCUCAUUGAUGAGACUCUCGCAACACUAGCCCUCCUUUUCCCGCAAGGCAACCGAGAAGUCGAGAGAUGGUAUAAGAAACAAGAUGAGCCCGACGAACUAGACGGAAGCUUACUGCGUUGUGGCAAUGUGAUCCGGCAAAUGAAGGACUUCCACUACUGGUACGACCGACUCGCUAUUCUCAAGAAUGACUUUGAUGAUUCCAAGCCAUCGACUCUCCAACAAUGGUGGAACGAUAGACGAGAUGCGAGCCAGUGGUAUCCCUUGUGGGUGGCUAUCUCUUUGACUGUACUGUUUGGUCUUGUGCAGAGCAUCGAGGGCGCAUUGCAGGUAUACAAGGCGUACAAUCCCUGA
Molecule: messenger RNA, 1002 nt
Organism: Penicillium argentinense
Lineage: Eukaryota; Fungi; Ascomycota; Eurotiomycetes; Eurotiales; Aspergillaceae
Exons: 2
Coding region: 1-1002 (333 amino acids)
Source: RefSeq, a predicted model, not a curated record